Colletotrichum godetiae is the source of this 397-nucleotide messenger RNA. RefSeq lists its product as uncharacterized. The coding region runs from base 139 to 345 and encodes 68 amino acids. The transcript has a single exon. The record is from RefSeq and is a predicted model, not a curated record. NCBI's taxonomy places the organism in Eukaryota, Fungi, Ascomycota, Sordariomycetes, Glomerellales, Glomerellaceae.
ACUGAAUCGCACAGGACUUUCUUAUCAGUACUAAUGGGUGUGCUAGCGAGAGAGUGGGGCGGCAUGGUUUUGACCUUUGGAUAUUAACAAGGGACUCAGGGGGCGGUGGGCGAAUGAUGGACAUCGAGCAAUUCGUCAAUGCCUUUGGCGAGCUUGGCUUUCCCACAACGUGUGAAAAAUCACGGGUGUAAGUGUGCAAUUACACACGCUCAAUUCGGGCUCAAGGGGCUUUGCCUGCUUUGCAAAGAUCGGCUGGCAGAAGGACCGUCGAGUGGACAGGGCUUGGCCGUGCCUGAAUCGUGGCCGUCUCUAGCGGGCGCUUUGCCAUCGAAACAAUCGAUGUAAAUGGUAGAGUCAUGACUUACAAACAGACAUAGUGGGCCAAGUCCGGGCAAAU